Penicillium pulvis is the source of this 1539-nucleotide messenger RNA. RefSeq lists its product as uncharacterized. The coding region runs from base 1 to 1539 and encodes 512 amino acids. Gene Ontology annotation, molecular function: hydroxymethylpyrimidine kinase activity; thiaminase activity; phosphomethylpyrimidine kinase activity. NCBI's taxonomy places the organism in Eukaryota, Fungi, Ascomycota, Eurotiomycetes, Eurotiales, Aspergillaceae. The record is from RefSeq and is a predicted model, not a curated record. Gene Ontology annotation, biological process: thiamine biosynthetic process. Gene Ontology annotation, cellular component: cytosol. The transcript has 8 exons.
AUGUCGCUUAAGCGGGUCCUGGUUAUCGCGGGCUCUGACAGCUCUGGUGGCGCUGGUCUAGAAGCCGAUCAAAGAGUUCUUGCCGCCCACGGAUGCUAUGCUCUCACAGCUACGACGGGAUUGACAGCACAAAACACACUCGGCGUGCAAGACAUCUUUGUUGUCCCAUCAGAGUUUGUUCGAAAGCAGAUCAAUGCAGGGCUAGAGGAUGUCGGCUGUGAUGUAGUGAAACUUGGCAUGCUGUCGUCUGCGGAGACAAUUGAUGUCAUUGCCGAGACAUUACAAGCGCAUCAAGUUCCCGCCAUUGUCCUAGACCCGGUCAUGGUAUCUACUAGUGGAGCCCAGCUUCUCCCCGAGAAAGCCGUGAAAGAACUUCGAACAAAAUUGCUCCCAAUUACUACCAUUCUCACACCCAAUAUCCCAGAAGCUCAGCUUCUGCUAAAGGAUUCCGGUGUCGAGGCCCCUGAACCUGCUGACCUUCCUGGACUAAUUGAGCUCGCCAAGCAGAUCUGUGCCAUGGGCCCAAAGGCUGUUCUGCUGAAGGGGGGACAUCUACCUCUCACCAAGGACCUCAAGACAACUCAGAAUCCCAAAGAUGCAACCGCAGUCAUCGAUAUUCUUUAUGAUGGUGUAAGAGGAGAAACAUCGCUAUUCGAAACCGAGUACUUGACCUCCAAGAACACUCACGGUACUGGCUGUUCUCUUGCCUCGGCAAUCGCCGCUAACCUUGCCCUGGGUAAGGAUAUGGCGCGAGCGGUGCGAAGUGCUGUACGAUUCGUUGAGGCGGGCAUCAAAAGCAGCGUUGACUUGGGAAAGGGAAGCGGUCCGAUCAACCACUUUCACUCGAUUUAUACUAUGCCUUUUGCCCCUGGUCGGUUCGUUGAAUAUGUCCUGGAUCACCCGGAUGUUCAGCAUGUAUGGAAGAAAUUUAUGCAUCACGACUUUGUUGAAGGUCUAGGCCAGGGUACGCUGCCCAUGGAGCGAUUCAAGGAAUACCUUGUGCAAGACUACCUGUACUUGGUUCAAUUCGCUCGGUGCAAUGCGCUCGCAUCAUACAAGUCGCAAAGUAUGGACUCAAUAGCCGCAUCUGCACAAAUUGUCCUUCAUAUUCAGCGAGAGAUGGCCCUGCAUCUGGACUAUUGUGCCUCCUUUGGCCUUUCCAAGGAGGAAAUGGAAAGACACCCUGAAACGAUCGCAUGCACUGCAUACAGCCGAUACAUUCUUGAUGUGGGCCAGUCCGAAGAUUGGCUUGCACUUCAGAUGGCUUUAGCUCCCUGCUUGAUCGGAUAUGGAGCCAUUGCUAAGCGGCUCCAUUCCGAGAAAGCGACCCUCCGUGAAGGAAACUUGUUCUGGAAAUGGAUCGAGAACUAUAUUGCCGACGACUAUACUGAAGCUGUCCGGCUCGGAUCAGCGCUAUUGGAGGAGCACAUGCAUAAGGUAUCACCCAGCCGUGUGGAGAGCUUGAUUAAGAUAUUCGUCCGAGCGACUGAACUAGAGAUCAGCUUCUGGGAUAUGGGAUUAAGCUCUAUGAAGAUGUGA